CUAGCUUCACGCGGUUAGUUUAUAUCACGUUUCGCGCUCGGGAGGGCGAUGCAUUUGUGCGUACGAACAUACAACGCACGAACGUAGCCUGUGUGCAUACUGCCAAUACUGUGUUCUCAUUAGGGGAAUUGCCGGUACUGUGAGUUCACCGUGUGUGCAGCUUCUUUCUGGACAAAUGAAGGUAUUUAAAAGAAUUCCAAUGUUGUGUGAAUUUAGUAGGUACUGUGCACAUGCCUGUGUUCCCUCCAUAUCUUAAAAAGGCGUGUUGGGUCUUGAGCAAAAUGACAGUGAUAGCUGGUCACGGCGAUGGUGAAUGGCAAAUGCAACCCGGCACAGCUGCUUGGCAAGUUCGUGCGGUACUGUUUCUUCCCGAGUUCAGCCGCCAGCCGUAAACCUGGGCCUUCUGGUGCGAACAACUGGACGGACACAGCCAAAUGACGUUUCCCUGUUUUAUUCGCUAACACAAGACUCAAUACGUAGUUAAAAUCAUCAACUGUACAAAACAUUUUAUUAAUAUCAGACACCGUGCAUAACUAAAGGCUAUUCAAAAUGUCGGAAAAACGUGAUUUGUGUCGUGAAGACGUUGAGAAAUAUUUGGACACCCAUCAUGAUAUUGCCAUGGAGAUUUUUGCUGCAAAGGCAACACCAGAGUUGGUGGAUGGAUGGCUGUCCAAGCAUUCAGUUGGUCAUGUUGCAAAGAGCAUGUCAAGCCAUGAAAUUGGGUCCUGGCCGGAUGUCUCUGCCUGUGCAUCAAACACAGACAAGCACAAAAUGUUGCACUCCUUACGCAAAAGUUUUGCAGGUGCCAGUGGAAGUUUACGCAGUCUUCUGUCACCAAGGAAACGGAAAGUGGUGCGAAGAAAUAAAUCUGCACUCAAGCAGCUUGAUGAGAAAGAUUUGUUUAUGGAACUGAUUCGUGACAUAGCUGAUGAACUUGACCUACACACGCUCAGCCACAAGAUUCUCAUGAAUGUGAGUAUCUUGACGAAUGGAGAUCGCUGCAGCCUCUUUUUGGCACGUGGAAAUCGUGAUAAUCGCUACCUAGUGUCCAAGCUUUUUGACGUGACGGAGAAUUCAACAGUUGAGGAUGCUCUUCACUCCGAAGAAGAUGAAAUUCGUAUACCCUUUGGACAGGGUAUAGCUGGGCAUGUGGCACAAACCAAGGAGACAGUCAACAUAAAGAAUGCAUAUGAGGAUCCUCGUUUCAAUCCCGAGGUAGACAAGCGAACUGGCUACCGCACCUACAGUAUUCUCUGUAUGCCCAUCAUCAACCACGACGGAGAUGUGAUUGGAGUUGCACAGGUCAUUAACAAGGUCUCCGGCUCCCAUGAGUUCACCAACAAAGAUGAGGAGGUCUUCAGAAACUAUCUGACAUUUUGCGGUAUCGGCAUCAUGAAUGCCCAGCUGUUUGAGAUGUCUGUCAACGAGUACAAACGCAAUCAGAUGCUACUGCAGCUGGCCCGUGGCAUCUUUGAGGAACAGACAUCCCUGGAGAGUGUUGUCCACAAGAUUAUGAAGGAGGCCAUCACACUGCUCAAGUGCGAGCGUUGCUUGGUGUUUCUCCUGGAGGAUCACGACAAAUCGGCCUUUCUGAGUCAGCUCAGAGAAUCGCAGGGUCAGCAGAAGGCACUGGAAUCACCGGUCGCUGUCAAAAGCAACGCCGAUUUGGACCUGACCAAGGAAUUCCAUGCAGGUUUCAGCAAAGCUUUUGACCUCUUGGCUAAGAACAAGGAGGAGGUUAGGCAACCAAGUGAUGACUCGCUGAACAAGUCUGUGUACUCUGAGAUUGCUAAAUACGUGGCACUGACAGGAAAGACCAUCAACAUUGAGAAGUUUGAUAUGCAGUCCAAGUUCAAGCUGGUCGCUGAGGUAGACAUGGACUUCAAGUUGCACACGCUGCUAUGCCAGCCCAUCUACAACAGCCAGAACAAGAUUGUGGGUGUGGCAGAGAUGAUCAACAAGAUUGGGACGGCUCUCAACCCCACCUUUACUGAUCAGGAUGAGAACCUGUUUGAGGCUUUUGCCAUCUUCUGUGGACUGGGCAUCCACAACACACAGAUGUAUGAGAGUGCUGUCAAGCUGAUGGCCAAACAACAGGUAGCGCUAGAGGUCUUGUCCUAUCAUGCGACAGCACAGCAGGAUGAAGUAGAGAAACUCAAGCAAGCCGGCCCGGUGGAGAGCUCAGACAAGUUGAACCUGCACAACUUUACCUUCAAUGACUUCUCCUUGGAGGAGGACGAGACACUACAGGCCUCCAUCUGCAUGUUUGAGGAGUGCAACCUCAUCAACAAGUUUCACAUCCCUUACGAUGUCUUGUGUCGUUGGUUGUUGAGCGUGCGAAAGAACUACCGCCCCGUCAUUUACCACAAUUGGAGACAUGCUUUCAAUGUUGCCCAAACAAUGUUCGCCAUGUUCAAGUCUGGUGGGAUGGGCCAAGUCAUGUCUGACCUGGAGUCAUUUGCUCUGCUAGUUGCCUGUCUCUGCCAUGACCUGGAUCACCGUGGCACAAACAAUGCUUUCCAACUGAAAACAGCCUCAGCUCUGUCCCAGUUAUAUAGCACAUCCACCAUGGAGCAUCAUCACUUUGAUCAUUGUAUCAUGAUCCUCAACAGUGAGGGGAACAAUAUCUUCCAGUUCCUCUCGCCAGAGGACUACCGAGAGUUGAUCCGCAUGCUGGAGAGUGCCAUACUGUCUACUGACUUGGCGCUGUACUUUAAGAAACGCAAUGAUUUCUUCAAACUGGUUGAACAAGGAGUAAAAGACUGGCAUAAUCCGAGGCACAGGGACCUACUGAGGGGGAUGAUGAUGACUGCCUGUGAUGUCUCGGCCAUCACCAAGCCCUGGGAGGUCCAGAGGAGGGUAGCUGAGCUAGUAGCCAGUGAGUUCUUUGAACAGGGUGACAUGGAGCGAGAGCAGCUGAAGGAAGAACCCAUAGCCAUGAUGGAUCGGAAGAAAAAAAGUGAACUUCCCAAGAUGCAAGUGGGGUUCAUUGAUGCAAUAUGUAUGCCAGUGUACAAGAAUCUAGCCUCGAUGCAGCCUCAGCUGGCCCCACUAUACCAGGGCAUGCAACAAAACCGCAGCCAGUGGCAGCAGCUGGCUGACACUGAGGCCCAAAAGACCAUAGAGGCCCAAAAAGCUGAGGAGGAAAAAAAGAAGAGAAAAACCAUCCGGGAGCAGGCCAAGGAGCGAAAUGCGACGGCCAAGGAUGAGAAAGCCUAUCUCGCCAAGCAGGCUCAGGAAGAAGCCGCCUCAUCAAAGGGAGUAGAAGCCGCAACCCAGAGCAAGAACCAGAGGAACUCCAGGGGUAGCACCACUAGCGGGGAGCACGGCCGCGUCAGUAAUGUGGUCAGCAGUCAGUGUAAGGAGGCCCUGGCCCCCAGUAAGAACCGCAGCAGCUUCUGUCUCCUGCUUUAGUCAAUCAUCGGGACAUCACGCUCAACCCCAUCCUUCCCUCUUGUUAUGCCCCUUGAAGUUUGUGACUGGCUCAGUUCCAUUCUGGCAUCUUUAUGCAUGGUCAGAUUCAGUCCUUCCUGUCGUCAUCGGAGGUUCCUUUUGCUGGGGUAUUGCAGAACUGCAGUAGAAUCUUAAUGAGGUCUUGAAGUUUGUGUAAGAUUAUGCCUCUACUGUUUUUUAAUGCAUGCUGGAAGCUUAGAACAAACUAGCCGGCGCAACCAUGUUUGCUAUAUCUUGCAUAACAAGGGGAUCUCCUAUUAAAAUUGUUUGCACUAGCCCUUUACAGCCAGAAACGCACUACCCUUCAAAAGUUCCUCUGGUAUCCAAAACUAAACCAGAGAUCCUGAGACUUGUCAAGAGUAAGAACAUCAAGAAUCUACUUCAUGGGAAACUUAACUAAGGCUGUCAGAUAUUUUUGGAGGGUUAGUUCUGGCGUCAAGAAUUAUUCCACUUUCAAGAAAAUGUGGUCAUCCCCCUUCCCCCAAAAAGUCAGUUGCAAAAGGUAAUGAAGCUCCACUGAGACUGUCUAACAUACCUGUACUUUUUGGUAUGGUUGAAAGGGUUCAUUAUAAUAAAGUCAAGUUGCCUAUGUACUGCUCAAAAAGAUACCUGAACAAUUACUAUCACUACAGAUUUCAUGUUCCAGUCUGUUUCUUUCAUUCCAGCUUUUUUCGAUAGAAAGAUUUGGGCUUGAGAGGUCAAACGUACAAGUUUCAAGCUUUACACUGUGUUGUGUAAUGCAACAGCUUGUGCAUAUAAAGGAUGGCAAAACCACUGGAAACGAUUUUUACUGGCAUUUUAAGCCUGUGUCUAUUGCAGGAAUUGGUGCAAUUGAAUAUAGGUGUGUGUGUGUAUGCAUCAAACCUUGCUCUGGGAACUUGGCAGCAGUUGAGGUGUUUGAAUUAACCUCACAGGUAACCUGUGUAAGAGCAGAUCAUUGGUAGAAUGCCUACAGUCAAGUCAGGACAGCAGUCGUACUUGUUGGGAGUAGUGGGUGUUAGCAAAUCACACACUGUCCUUUCUUGAGGUUCAAAAAAUCUGGCAGCUUUUGUGUUUACAUGUGAGUAGUAAUUGGCCAUUCCUGUUUCUUUGGAAGUCUCCCGAGGUUUUGGUUCAAAAAGAAAACAAGUAUUAAAUGUAUUCAGUAUUCAAGCAUAGUAUUCAGAGUUGUUUAGCUGUCAUUAGAUUUCAGCAUUGCACAAAAGUUUAUUUAUGCAUGAAGUGAGUACUGCGGAAGGGGAUUCUCAAUAUCAGUAUUCACUUAGUAAUUUAAACAACUCGGCAGAACUUUUCUACCAAAAUAUAACAAAUCCCCCUUGUCAGAAAUGUGGCAGUCAGCCAAGUGAAGCAGUGUGUCUUCAGACAUCACCUUUGGCCACUGAGAUUUUAGCCUCGCCCUCAGUUUAAUUUACGCUAUGUGGACUUUGUUUCAGCAGUGAAUUGACAGUGUCUGCCAUACCCUUUUGAUUGAGUUGCACUUGGCUUUCUGUUUCACUAACUUAAGUAAUUUAUAGGGAGGAUUUGUAAAAGAACUGGAAGACUUCAAAUAAGAUGGGUUUGUUUGCUUAUGAGCAUUUUUAUGAAACUUGUACGGUUUUGUGUGUGCAAUAAAACAUUCUGUGGGGUUUAAGAUGAACUGUUCAUAUUCUUUUUAUGCAAAAUGUAUAUUCAGACAGCUUUCAUAUUCAGCGAGUGAAUGCAACCUUAUGUGUAAGACUAUAUCAGUUAGUUUUUAGAGUUGAUGAGCAUGUAUGUAUCUAACUUUUAAUUUAUCAUUAUAAAAAUGUUUUAGAGUUAAUUGAGAUUUUUUUAAUUUUGCUUUGUUUAUGCCAAAACAUCUUCUGCUUGCCAUGAUUUUUUAAAGUGACUUAGUGAACCUCGGGGAAGAUUAAACAACUGUUCAAGUAUGGUGAGUUGAAGUUGAGUGGAUAGCUAUUAUGAGAGGCAGGUCACAAGCUGUUUUCACUCAAUUUCUUGUCAUUUGUACUUAAAUUCAUCAGCAUAAUUAUAGGCGGGGCAAACAUAUGUACAUUAUACAACCUUUCUAUUCUUCAGUUGAAUGUAACUAAACAAAGCUUUAAUGGCAAGGGUUGUCAUAGGAACAGGAAGCCAUCAAGAUUUGGAGUGGAGAUUGCACUGAUUGUUAGAUUUCAUCGGCCCAGUGCUGUGGCUCACUAUCCUGUGUUGCGUUUGAGACUUUCUCAGGGUUUGCCAUGUUUCAAAACUUACUGUAAAUACUGUUACAUAAAACACAUCAAAUAACUAAACGAUAGUGUAAAGUAGUUGGUUUUUGUGUUACAUUUAAGAGAAAAUUUCACUAUUUACCAGGUUUUUAUGAGUUUACAUUGCCAGUGCAGUUUUUAAGUUAGCGCCGAGGUAAAAAAGUUGUUCGGCUUGAUUACGAUCAAAGAGAAUGCUAUAACAGAGGAUGAUGUUUCCAUGAAGUACUUUUGCCAAGACUGUAUAGUCUAAAAUGAGUAAAAUGAAGUAAAUUUUUGGGUUCAAAAUCAUACCCAUAAGGUCAUUCAAAGAGGCAUGGUUUUAUAAACAGUUUGCAUUUUAUAUUUUAUUUACCUCAUUUAAGUGUUGUAAUGGGGAAGUUGGUUCUUUCAGUAAGAUUUUCUGGUCAGUGUUGCCGAAAGUUGAGCAGUACUACAUGUAAUGGAAGUGUUUGUGCAGAAGAGAGUGUGACCCACUAUUCCCAAAUAAGGCUGAAGUAAGUGAUUUUGAUGUUCGAAAAUCCCCCCCCCCCAAUUAAUUUUUAUACUUCAAAGUGGUGUGAAGUAAAAAAACAACUGUCCGCAGGAAACUCUGAUAGUUACACUUACAGGCAAUGAAAGUCGUAGAACUUGGAGUGUUGAUGCAUAUGUCCAGUAAUAGCUAAAAUUCUACGGCCUGGUUUCAGAAUGGUGGGGCACCAAUUUUCUGCCAUAGGUCACUCUUGAAGUGGUGAUCAUGCGGUACUCUCUACCUCACAUGAACAAAUCAGCCAGCAACUUGAACCCUCGCUAACUUAAAGAAACGCACGAGUGUUUUUGAAGCACGUUUAAUAAAUUGAAUCUAUUCAAGUAUGAUAGCUUUGUAUGACAAAGAACGUGUUCAUAAGUGUAAUUACCAUUAUAGUUCUUUCAGAUUUAAAUUUUUUACUAGCAGCUUUUCACAGUUUAGUGAGUAUAUGCUCUGAAUAUUAUAUUGUAAAUUAUUAAGUGAUUAUUGAAAUUACCAAGUGAUUUAUGCAUUUACUGAAUGGAAAUGGUUAUAUUGCACCAGAUUUGAUGUGCACCAGAUAAUGAACAGCAAGGCUAGUUGAAAUAGCAUCUAUAUAUAUUGUAGCAAAUGCACAUCCCUGUAUAUCACCAAUGGUAUCUUCCAAAGCACAUAUGUUUGUAGGCAAAGCCGGAUAAUAAGUCUUGAUUAUAAAAAAAAAAAGAAAUUGUUCAAUUUUGUGUUGAUAUAUUAUGCAAGAUUUAUCACCUGGCGUAGCAGACUAGAUCGGAAUGCACAUGUUAUGGUUUGAUUAAGUAUAUAAAUAUGUUGAUCAGUAUCUGAAGGGAUUAUGUUUAUAUUUUAUCUUUUCACAAUGCCCACUUUCCCUACACCCUGAAAGUACUGUAGGAGUAGCCUUACUAGGGGAGCAGCUUAAUAAACAUGGCUUAGUAUAGUUACGCUGGCGUGAUGUACAUGCAUUGCUUUUAGCUCAAAGACUAAAUUAGUCUUUAAUGCAAAAUGAAUAAUACUAGUUCGUGUAGAUACUAAUAAAACUGUCCCAUCAGGAGUAGGAUUUAGACUGGUAACCUGGCCUUUGUGGAAUGAGGACUGGCAACAGCAUUACAAUUUCUGCAGUUUGAUUGGUUGUUAAUUACUGUGACAAUUAUCCCCUCAUUGUUCUGAUUGGUAUGAUGUGCAAAUAUUCCCAUUUGGACUCCUCACAGAGCAUGCUAUGAAUGACUCCUUUUUCAGCCAGGGUCAGACCAAACUCAUGGGUGCUCUGGAUAUGUUGACAUCAAUUGGCAAAGCAGGAUCUGCCUUUGUAACUCACAGUGAAUGAUGAUCCUGUGUCUAACGUCAGCAUAAGUACACUUGGUGAAGCGUUUCACCCUGUGACUACUUUGGACACAUACUUUCCAUGCAAAGUACAUACUGAGCCACACUUUGACAAUACAUUCAGUGGUGAUCAUUGAUUGGAAAAGGUCCCCCAAAAUUACAUAUACAUUUAGGAUAAAUCCUCUAUGAUUUGAACUAUCAGAUCCCUUUCACAAAAUCCAUUUACUUGUGUAUAACUUUUGGGAAGGUGGGUUAAUCUUAUAUAUCUGCUCAUUACUGCAAACAUUUCCACAUUAUGGCAUGUCAGAGUCUUUGCAGUGAACCAUGUUAGAAUCAUCUCUGCCCCCCCACACACACACACACUUUCCAUUUUGCAUGAAGACGUGUAGUAAAUUUGUACUGGUUUUUUUUUUCCCAGAGAAAUUAAAUUUGCCCAGGCAAGUACAGAGUGUGAAACUAGAAGGUGUUGUAUGUAGCUACAGACCUUAAUCCUUCACCAGGUGGACUGAGGACUGGGGUUAAAGAGGAAAAGAACUAACCAUUAGAGUUUAGCGUUCAAAUGUUGGUAGGAAGGCAACAGGAAAAACAGUCGAACAUAAACUGUAAAAAAUUAAUCAACCGUCUGUUAAAAUGUAAUCCCAGCUUGACAAUUUACUGUUAGCACUGAUUGACAACUACAACUUCUUGAACAUCAUGGUUUGAUUUUUACAAGUAGGGCAGGCCAGUAAAGAUCUAAUCUUUGGGGGUAGCCCAUAAUGAUAUUGUGGUACAUUUUCUUCACGAUACAAAAUUUCACAAAAUACAAAAUUUUUGAAACCUUGUAUGGCAUCCUCUGAGCACCUGUGUAUUAAAUUUUCUGAGCCAUUUGUUGAAGUAAAAUUCAGUGAAGUGAUCCAACCUUUGAUAUAGUUGCCGUGACAUGUUUCGAGAGACAAUGAUGUUAAACUUUGUUGCAUUAUAAAUAGUGUACAUUCUUCGGUGAUUCAAGUAAUCUGUUUUGGAAUUGUAUUAAUUGUUCCGAAAAAUGAAAGAAUUCUUGAUAAGUUCAUAUGCAGGUCAGAGUUUUAUUUUCAUGAUGAUCAGUUGGUUGAGUUUUCAAGUUCAGAUCAAUGCAUACAGAGCAGCACAACUGAUGACACUUUUGUAUUGCUUAAAUCUUGGAUACUUGUUUGUGUUUUCACAGUACUGUGGCAUUCACUGAUUUCUUUUUUUUCCUAUGCGGAAAACAAAAACGAACAAGAGCUAACAGUUGACGUACCUAGUGUAGACAUUAUUGUGUACCACCUCAGUUACAUAAUUUAUAACUUGACCACUUGGGCCUUAUUUCCUGAAACAAAAUAUCUUGGAGUAGAUUUCCAUACUUAACAAAAGACGUCCAAGUUAAUACUAAUACAUAUGCCAUAAAGGUAACCGGUUUCUGUGUAGUAAAAAUCCUCCAUGAAAUACGCUCCCAUCAAUGCAUAUACACGUCAUCUGAAGCUUUUUUCUAAUGAUGUUCUGUUUCUUGGGGUAAGUCCCAGCUGGUCAGUACAAAACUACCAAGUUGCAGUAUCCCAGUAAAAUGUUCCAGAGUAAAACUCAUCAACAGUUUACCACCCAAAUCUAAUCAGCACUAAUGUUGAGGCUAUUCACGCAAAGAUUUUGUUUGUAGCGACACACAGUUGAAGUACUAGCAUCAACAGGUAGCUUAUUAAGUUAUGUUUACCAUACUUUAAACAUGUUAUAUUCCAUCCAUUAAUUAAAUACACCUCAUUGCAAUAUUAUACUGCCACAUAGUUGCAAUAAACUGUUAAUACUGAAAAUA
This is a messenger RNA of Acanthaster planci (crown-of-thorns starfish), 9301 nucleotides long. RefSeq names its product cGMP-specific 3',5'-cyclic phosphodiesterase-like. Gene Ontology annotation, biological process: signal transduction. Lineage: Eukaryota; Metazoa; Echinodermata; Asteroidea; Valvatida; Acanthasteridae. The record is from RefSeq and is a predicted model, not a curated record. Gene Ontology annotation, molecular function: protein binding; 3',5'-cyclic-nucleotide phosphodiesterase activity.